Messenger RNA from Xenia sp. Carnegie-2017, 3285 nucleotides. RefSeq lists its product as uncharacterized. Bases 1 to 3285 code for a protein of 1094 amino acids. The record is from RefSeq and is a predicted model, not a curated record. NCBI's taxonomy places the organism in Eukaryota, Metazoa, Cnidaria, Anthozoa, Malacalcyonacea, Xeniidae. The transcript is spliced from 2 exons.
AUGUCUGAACGCCCCAAACCCUCCAACAGCUCAUCAUCCACAGUCACAGAGGACCGUGAAUCCGUCAGGGUAGCUCCACCACCACCAUUAAGUCAGCAAACACAACCGUUCCACCGCCGCAACCGCCACUCUUCCUCUUCUAAGAUACCACAGCUCACCCCUAUCCUCCAAGCAUAUCGUCAUCAGCAGGGUGGAGCCGCCCACAGACCACAGCACCCACCACCACAACACCACGCUGAACAGUCUCUAGCUGCCUCAGACCAUGCAGACUGGGACUCUGCCGACGACUUCGCCAGUCCUCCAUUGUACCCCAGGCCUGUAUCCCGCCAUUCCGACACACCACCGCCGCUGCACACACCUCCUGGGGAAGGCAAUCACAAUGCCCCCCCGUCGGACGAUGAGGAUGGUGUGGAUGGAUUCUUCAAUGAUGAGGAACAACCUCCCACAUCUGCCGACCAAGCUGCCCUUCUGCUCUUCCGUGAAAAGUGGAAGGGAACUUUCUCUGAAGACUCUACCUGGGAGGAAUUCACCACACACUGCACCACCUUCGCCACUGCCGCACGAGAACUGGCCAUUAGCUUGAAGAAAUCACACACCUCACGCACGCCCAAACCGUCAUCUCAGUCACGCCCACCAACCUCACGCCGCCCGCCGCAAGGUAGACCCAUCCCCAGAUUCGACCCCACCGAAGCCCGUCGCCUGCAAGGCCUGUAUUAUCACUCCAAGAGACGGGCUGCACGGAAGAUUCUGGGGAACAACAACACUAUCUUCACGGGCUCCAUCGACGACACCGAACAAUACUUCACCACCUCCCUUGCAGAAAAAUUCACAAACACAUCCAUUCUGCAGGAGCAACUAGAUCAAUUCACUCCCACUGCCCGUGAAGAACCCACCACCGAACUCUUGUACGACGAACUGCGACAGUCCGAGAUAGCUGCCAAACUAGGCUCCGCCGCCAACACCGCACCGAAUUCAGACAGAUGCGAGUAUGCUCACCUUAAAAAGGUCGACCCCACCGCUGCCAUCCUGUCCCUGAUCUUCAACCGAUGCCAUGUGGAGAAGGACGUUCCACAACCGUGGAAAGACGCAGUGACGAUCCUGAUUUACAAGAAAGGGGACACGGAUGACAUCUCCAACUUCCGCCCAAUAGCGCUCAUGUCGACCAUGUAUAAACUGUUUAUGGGCGUACUCGCAAAACGUCUGACCAAGUGGAGCAUCUACAACGGCAUACUAUCGGAUGAGCAGAAAAGCGCGCGGCCCUCGGAAGGAUGCUACGAGCACACCUUUUUGCUGAAAUCAAUCGUAGCAGACUCUCGACGCCGCAAGCAAAAGCUGUGCAUGGCCUGGCUGGAUAUCCGCAAUGCCUUUGGCAGCAUCUCACACGACGUCAUACGCUCUUCGCUCCAGCACAUUGGUGUCCCGGCGGACAUGAUUCAGCUCAUCGGCAACGCGUACUCUGGUGCCUCAACAACUAUAAAAACACCUGCAGGCAGCACUGCUUCUAUCCCAAUUCGUGCUGGGGUGAAGCAGGGCUGUCCCCUGAGCCCUAUCAUAUUCAAUCUAUGCAUGGAGUUGAUUCUGCGCAUGGUCAAAUCUAAAGCCAGUCAACUCCGCUCGGGGGUGUGCAAGUUUCAGAGUCGCACCGUCUCGUGUCUAGCCUACGCCGAUGAUUUGGUCCUGCUGGCCCGCUCUCCAGAUGCUCUCCAACAACUUCUCGAUCGUGCCUCGGACGCCGCCUCGGUGCUCGGAUUCGAAUUUCGGCCUGACAAAUGUGCAACCCUAUUUCUCACCACCGAAGGCAAACGCCACCUCUGGACAGACCGCCACGACUUCAUUCUUCAGGGUGACCACUUGCCGGCCCUUGAGAACGAACAGUCAUACCGGUACCUAGGAGUACCAAUUGGGGUCAUCCACAACAUCGAUGACAUCCCGACCAUCAUCCCGCGUCUGAUCCACGAUCUCCACUCCAUCAACUCUUCUCUUCUCGCUCCGUGGCAGAAACUGGAUGCGAUCCGCACCUUCAUUCAACCCUGCCUCACAUACGCUCUUCGUGCUGGCGAUCCGCUGAAGAAGUCGCUCAGUGAAUACCGCUCCCUCCUCGUCAGGGUCCUACGCGAAAUCUGCAACCUGCCAACCAGAGCCACUCAGAGCUAUUUCUUUGCGGCGAAAAAGGCCGGUGGCCUGGGAUUUCAGGAUCCUCUCGUGGAGUGUGACAUGCAGGCGAUCGUCCAGGCAGUCCGUGUGCUUUCCUCCAAUGAUGACAACGUCACCACCAUCGCCAAGGAAGAUCUUCGUGCCUUUGUCCGUCAGACAGCCCAAUCCAACACGACUGCUGACUUGAUCUCGAAAUACCUCUCUGCUAAAGACGAUCCCAGACUGCGAACACUUCACUACUCUUCCCACUCGUCGCUGUGGUCGAGAGUCAGAAAAGCCUGUCGCCGCCAGAACAUCGCCAUACGCUUUUCUGAUACCGAGCCUCCCACCAUUUCUGCGGACGAGUCUGACGCAGUUAAGUCCAACCAGGUAUCGUCUUUUCUACACCGUUUGGCCCAACAACGGUAUGCGGACUCGCUGGCUGCUCUUCCUGACCAAGGGAAGGUGGCUCGUUGCCUGGCUGAGGACAUCUACGCCAAUGGCUCGAGCUGGCACAUGAAUGGACUCAACAUUCGCUUUAAAGACUGGAGAUUCAUUCAUCGCGCCAGACUCAACGUGCUCCCCCUCAAUGCCAACAAGAGCAGAUUCUCCCACACAGAUCCGACAUGCCGCCAUUGCACCCAACCGGAAACCCUGCCUCACGUUCUCUGCCACUGCCGACCGCUGAUGACGCAGAUGCGCGAACGUCAUGACCUUAUCGUGGACCGUAUAUCGAACGCAGUACGAUUCGGCGACGUCACCACCGAUCGUGCGGUGCAGAACUCCGGACUACGCCUUCGCCCGGACAUCGUUGUAGAAGAACAGGACGACGUCCUGAUCAUCGAUGUCACUUGUCCCUUUGACAACGACGACAACGCUCUGGCCGAUGCAGCGCAAACCAAGCUCAAUAAGUACGAACCUCUCAAACAACACUUCAUUGGACUUGGCAAGCGCUGCGAAAUCCACCCUUUCGUCAUUGGAGCCCUGGGAUCCUGGUACCGCCCGAACGAGCUACUUUGUACCCGACUCGGCAUGACGCGACGCUACAAGAACCUUUUUCGCAAGUUGUGCUGCUCGGAUGCAAUCCGUGGAUCUACCGAUAUCUACCGCCUCCACCUGGGUUGCGACUUGGCAACCCAGGAUGCCCAGUAA